CAAAUUUUAAUUUCUAAGCAUUUUUUAUGUAAUAAUAAAUGUUUCCAAACACUUUCAAGUUAAAAAUGUAUUGAAAAUUACGUUACGUUACCUUACGUUCUGUCCAAUUUGACAGUUUCGUUUCAUGUGAAUUGGUUAGAAAUCGAGACUAACCCGGCGUCAAGAUAUUAUUAUUCCUUUUUUACUGCAAAAGUAAAGCAGUGUAAAAUUAAUUAAUAAAAUGAAGCAGAAACUGUUAGACGGAUUGAAAGACUUGGGUUAUUCUGGCCCCCUUGUUGAGAAAACUAGUUUUGAUUCUGCCUUGCAAGAGGGAUCAAAAAGUGUAGAAUUCACCAAGUUGGUGAAUUUUUUAACAAAUGAGUUACGCACAUUGCUUAACAUUGAUGAGGAAGUCAAUCCAAUAUCAAGCCCAGAAGAUUCUGUAUCUUUUGUUAUGGAAGUUAGUUCCUUUUUGAAAGAAUUAAAUUGCCCUUAUACUGCAUUAACACAAGGCCAUAUAUCAGACCGUCUAGAAAGUCAACAAGACAAAUUAUUACUUUUAGACUACUUAUCCACUGAACUAAUGGCUGCAAGGAUAUUACAAGAAAAAAAGCCUGACAAAAAGUUUGAACUAAAACUGCAAGAGACUGAAGAGGCUGCUAACAUGAGGAAGAUUUUAAUGACUUUGAGGUUUCAUAAACCUCCCCCAAACAUCACUAUCCCGCAGUUAUUCCAAAAAGUUUGCCCAACAGUGCAAACUACUGUUCAAAAAGUUGGAAAUGAAUUAGUUGGGAAACCUGCAUUUCAGGGAACUCUUUCUGACAAGCAGUGGGAAACAUUAAAUGGAGUUCAGAAGGACUUAAACAAUGAAUAUAAAAUUAGAAGAGAGAUGUUGUUGACAAGGUUGGACGUCACUAUUCAGUCUUUUCAGUGGUCUGAUAAAACGAAAGGUAAAGACGAACUAUUCGAAAAAGUCUACACAGAAAAACGAAAACGCUUAAAAACCGAACCGGAGGUGGAACUUGCCGACUUAUUAGCCGCAAGAGACGACAUUGCCAUUAUCGAAAAGACAAGUAGCUCGUCUGUGCGAAAAAACACAAAGUCAUCACUAAAUAAAGUUAUCAUUGGACAGGUUCCUGAUAGGGGCGGUCGAACCUCCGAACAAGCGCCUCCCCCACCUGAAAUGCCAUCGUGGCAGCAACGCACCCCUGGGCCCUCUGGCGGCGGCAGAGGAAGAGGCGGCGGUAACUUCUCUCGCAACGACAAUAGGCAAAACUACUCGAGAGAUUCGGGAAGUUAUAGUGGAAGUUACUCUGGAAAUCAAGGUGGUUAUGAUAAUUAUAAAGGCACUAGUCAAAGCGGUGGCCGCAAUUACGGUUACGACGAUUAUAACCAGGGUCGCAGUUUUGAUAGUGCAGGUACCUACGGUGGCAAUCACACCAACCCUGGUUAUAAUAAUGAGAGAAGGGGGAAUUACAGCGGAGGUCGAGGGAAUUAUAACGAUAAUAAAAGUAGUUACGAUAAUAGGAAUUUUGAUAGCGCAGGUAGUUACUCCACGAGUUAUGAACAAAAUUCGAAAAGGCCGAAAACUUACGAUUCGUUUCAACAAAACAGAACAACUUAUGCUGAUCAGUAUGUGCAAGAGGAACAGCAUAAUCAGCAGUACCACGGAAGGGGCAAUUAUCGAGGGAGAGGCAGAGGGCAUUCGAAUUACAACAGGGGAGGCAGGAAUCACUAUUAAACUUGUCGCAAAAAAUUCAGAUUUUGUGCUCUAUUAUUAUUAACAGUUAUUUUAAACUGUAUCACUAACAUUUGAAAGAUUGAUAUUAUAUUUAAAGAUUUGAUUAAAGUACUGAUGCAUAAUAAAA
This is a messenger RNA of Tribolium madens (black flour beetle), 1847 nucleotides long. Its product is annotated as protein FAM98A. NCBI's taxonomy places the organism in Eukaryota, Metazoa, Arthropoda, Insecta, Coleoptera, Tenebrionidae. The transcript is spliced from 6 exons. The record is from RefSeq and is a predicted model, not a curated record. Gene Ontology annotation, cellular component: tRNA-splicing ligase complex. The coding region runs from base 221 to 1720 and encodes 499 amino acids.